UGAAGUCUGGCUCGAAUGUGAUUACUCUCCGAGAAUCCACAAGAAUCUCUUGUGUUGAAUUGUCAUAGCAAGUAGUAACGCCAGUGUAGUUGUCUCCAUUUUCGCCCCUUCUUCGUAGUUUUCGGUUCAUAUUCUGGCGUCACGAACGAUAAAGACAUUUAUUUUGUUGCGUUCUUUCAAAAACAAAUAACAAGCAAAUUCAUAAAAGAAAAGGUAGAAGAAUAAGCGUUGCUUAUGCGGUACGAAACGACGAGCGUGGAUUUCCAUCGAUUCCCACCUUGCGGUAGUCAAACGUGUAUGUAAGCAAGCACUGAGACGAAUACAUAAGAAUGGAUGUGGUGGAAGAGGGGGAGGCGAAAAUGUGCAGGCUUUGCGGCCAGUACGAGAAAAUCUACAUCGACGUUUUCGGCGAGGAAGGUAUCAAACGUUAUCUUGGUCUCAAGAUUCACAGGAAAAUUAAUAUCUUGAUAGAUGAGAAGGAUCCUCUUCCCAAAGCGAUCUGUGUUCAGUGUUUGGGCAAACUCGAAUUUGUUUGUGACUUUCAAGAGGAAUGUCUGCGCACUCAACAGGUGUUACGUGAUCAGUAUAAUCUUCCACCAUUAACAGAGUCUACAGAGGUAAAAGAUGAAGAAUCAACAUUGCUGGUGGGUUCGUCAUCGUCAGAUAAUAACAACAGUAUUGAAAAAGAUCUUAAUUCCACUAGAAACAAUCAAACCGAGGAUGUAGUCAAGGAUCCAGUGGAACAGCAGAAAAAGAGAAAUACCACUUCGAAGAUUUUAAGAAGCCUUCGUAGUCAACAACAGCAGCAACAAGUUUCCAAGUGCAAUGAUGAAAAUGCAGGAAAAAAUGUACAGACUCAAGGUACAGAAUCAUCACCGACUCGUUGGCUUAGAAGCAGGCAAAGCGCAGAUUCAUCUGUGGUGGACAAUGAAAAGAUUCCGAUUGCAAAUAGAUUAAGGAGUCAUGACAAUGUGGAAACUAACACCAAUAAUCGUUCUGUGAAUAAUAAUAAUAAUAAUAAUAGCAAUAACGAGAAUACAGAAAAACAAUGUCCGAAGCAGCAACAACAACAGGAUUCAUCGGUGACGAUUCAGUUACCAACUACAGCUUUGAAUAAAUUAUUGACGAUUGUUUCUAGCUCUCCCGAUAUCGACGUUUCUGUAAAGGAGACAAGAAAUCGAAAUAACGAUGCCGAAGAUAUUAGCUUUACUGUGGAAUUGUGUAAGAAACAAAAUGAUGAGGUAUCGACGGUGCGAGCACGGGUUUUCCCUGAUCAGGGCUAUUGUCUAGUCGAUACAGCAAUCGUACCUUUGUUGCAAAGCGAAAACAGAACAGAGGUGAACAGUAUUGUCAAUAGCAUUCUUAGCAAUACGUCGUCGAAAAACAGUAGUCCUGUGGCAAAGUUGAAAGAUUUAGCGGAGUUGGAACAGCGACUAGAAGCAACGCAGAAUCCAGAAGAGCUCUUUAAAAUUGAUGGCGAGGAGAUUAAGGUAGAUGAUAAUGUGGAGCACGUGGUAAAUGGAACACAGAAUGGUUAUGCGUGCAAACUCUGCCGAAAAUUCUAUGAACGCCGAGAUAAGUGUACAGUUCAUGUGAAGACACAUCUCGGUAUCAAGCAAUAUACAUGCGUCGUCUGCAACGCCAAGUUUGUUUGCAAAUCUGAUGUGAUGAAGCACAUUCGAUGCUCGCAUACUAAUCCCAGACCCAUACAAUGUCCCAAAUGUCCUAAACGAUUUAAAUCCAAAUUUUAUCUAGCUGAACAUGACAAUGUUCAUAAGGGUAUACGACCGUACAGUUGUACAGACUGUGAACAGAGUUACCACCACAAGGUUUCAUUACAGAUCCAUAUGAAGUCGCAUUUACCACCGCAAAAUCUGGCCUGCGAAUAUUGUGGCAAAGUCUUCCCGUUUCGCACGCGAUUACUCGGCCAUAUCGCAAGUGUUCAUAUGAAAAAACGACGUAAUUUUCGUUGUCGCUUUUGUUAUAAUCUUUACUCGAGUCUAUCGGUGCUAAAUGAACAUAUCAAAACUCGCCAUGCGACCACAUAUACGUGUGAGACAUGUGGCAAGACUUUUAAAGUCGCUUCCAAGUAUAAAGCGCACGUACUGCAGCACGCCAAUCCUAAACCGUUUGUGUGCAAUAUUUGCAAUAAUCGUUAUGCUUCUAAAGCGUUUCUUAAUGAGCAUUUGUUAAAGCAUGAAGGUUUACGUAAACAUAUAUGCCAAGAGUGCGGUGCGAGUUUUGCACAAGCGAGUCAUUUGGCUGCUCAUCGUCAUGUACAUGGAGAAAAGACGCACGCGUGUCCGGAAUGCGGUAAAAAAUUCAAUCGUCGUGACAACAUGAAAGUGCAUCGUAAACGGCAUUUCGAUGAGAAAAAGACUAGUAUAGCUAGCAAACAGAAAGUUACAUCCAACAAUAACAACGUAACUGCUCUUACUACGUCUGUUAACGAGAAGUAAUAACGAAAUUCAUAAUAUAUAAUCACUGGAGAGGAGAAAAGACUAUAGAGAUCUGUACAAAUCUCUUAAUAAACUGGACCAGAGUUCGCGAUGAAUUGAAGAUAUUGAAAUUGAAUACUUAGUAAGAGUAUUUUGAAGUUGCUCAAAGAUAAUAGUCUUUUGCUUAUACACAAUUGGUGCUUCAAUGAAUUCCCAAUGUCAUUCCUAAUGCUCUUAUCUUUAGCAGUACAGCCGAACUCUCUCUCCUUCACGUAUUCUUAACAUGUCGGGACCAAAUCUCUAAUC
Molecule: messenger RNA, 2744 nt
Organism: Mycetomoellerius zeteki
Lineage: Eukaryota; Metazoa; Arthropoda; Insecta; Hymenoptera; Formicidae
Product: zinc finger protein 37
Exons: 3
Coding region: 330-2459 (709 amino acids)
Biological process (GO): regulation of transcription by RNA polymerase II
Cellular component (GO): nucleus
Molecular function (GO): zinc ion binding; DNA-binding transcription activator activity, RNA polymerase II-specific; RNA polymerase II cis-regulatory region sequence-specific DNA binding
Source: RefSeq, a predicted model, not a curated record